Megachile rotundata (alfalfa leafcutting bee) is the source of this 966-nucleotide messenger RNA. Its product is annotated as general transcriptional corepressor trfA-like. Lineage: Eukaryota; Metazoa; Arthropoda; Insecta; Hymenoptera; Megachilidae. The record is from RefSeq and is a predicted model, not a curated record.
AUGGUUGGUACUAACUUUAAUAGACAAGUUAAUAGACAAGUUAAUAGGCUAGUUGAUAGACAAGUUGAUAGACAAGUUAAUAGACAAGUUAAUAGACAAGUUAAUAGACAAGUUAAUAGACAAGUUAAUAGACAAGUUAAUAGACAAGUUAAUAGGCAAGUUCAUAGACAAGUUAAUAGACAAGUUAAUAGACAAGUUAAUAGACAAGUUAAUAGACAAGUUAAUAGACAAGUUAAUAGACAAGUUAAUAGACAAGUUAAUAGACAAGUUAAUAGACAAGUUAAUAGACAAGUUAAUAGACAAGUUAAUAGACAAGUUAAUAGACAAGUUAAUAGACAAGUUAAUAGACAAGUUAAUAGACAAGUUAAUAGACAAGUUAAUAGACAAGUUAAUAGACAAGUUAAUAGACAAGUUAAUAGACAAGUUAAUAGACAAGUUAAUAGACAAGUUAAUAGACAAGUUAAUAGACAAGUUAAUAGACAAGUUAAUAGACAAGUUAAUAGACAAGUUAAUAGACAAAUUAAUAGACAAGUUGAUAGACAAGUUGAUAGACAAGUUGAUAGACAAGUUAAUAGACAAGUUGAUAGACAAGUUGAUGAACAAGUUGAUAGACAAAUUGAUAGACAAGUUAAUAGACAAGUUAAUAGACAAGUUCAUAGACAAGUUAAUAGACAAGCUAAUAGACAAAUUAAUAGACAAGUUGAUAGACAAGUUGAUAGACAAGUUAAUAAACAAGUUAAUAUACAAGUUGAUAGACAAGUUAAUAGACAAGUUAAUAGACAAGUUAAUAGACAAGUUAAUAGACAAGUUAAUAGACAAGUUAAUAGACAAGUUAAUCAACAAGUUAAUAGACAAGUUCAUAGACAAGUUGAUAGACAAAUUAAUAGACAAGUUAAUAGACAAGUUCAUAGACAAAUUAAUAGACAAGUUAACAGUCAAAUUUGUAUAGCUAAUUGUUUUAAAUAA